AACAGGCCACGCCAAUCUAGCUAGGUUCACAGUACAUGAGCAGCGGGAAGUUGCCACUGCAUAAACGUACUUACACUCUGACAUUGACAAUGGAAGAGGUUGAUCUCUACGAGGACAUCUUCUUGCCAGUGGUUCUAGGUGCACAGAAAGACAGUGAGGAGGAGAACGACGAUGAUGAUGAUCACCCAGUGGAUGUGUCUUCUGCUGAAAUAUUGAAGCUCAAGGAAAUUUCCUCACAGCUAACUGCGCAGAACACUGCCCUAAAGAAGAACAUCUCUUGCCUCUACAAGACGGCCCAACAGGAGCUGGAGAGAAAGGAGAGCUUAAUCGAGAGACUCAUGAAACGGGUCAAAUGGCUGGAGAGGAACUCGGAUUCCCCUAUAUCACAAUCGAGAAAAUUCGAACUUAACAAUGACGCUCACCAACAAUUAGAACAUGUACAAACUGAAGUAGUAAAAAAUCCGGAAAUAUCGCAGAGAAUUCGUAGAGAUGAAAUAAGAAGUGAAAUACGUCCUACGAGUGAAAAGAUCUGUCGACCAAAAAAUAACGAAGAAAAGAGUGAUGACAAUAUUGACAAAAGAGGAGGAUUGCCAACAACAAGAACCAGGAGACAUGUCCCUAAUCAUGUCACAACAUCUACUACAAGAGCUGACGAAAACACACCUCACGCGACUGAUCGACAAAGAAGGAAAAGAUUGCUAACUUCAAGAGAACACAACGAGACAAAACGACACAAGGACAUGAUGCCUACGCGUGAAGGCAGACCUAGAGGCACAUCUCCUGCCCCCCAAAAACUGACUAGAAGCAGAUCUAGAGAUAUUCAUCGUGAUUAUGGACGACACGAGACAAGGCAACGCUAUUCACAUCACCAAAAAGAAAACCGAGAUGAUGCAAGGCUAGAAAGAAGAAGAAGAAAACGUUCUCCAUCUCCUCCACAGUCAUGUGAUGGAGGGGAUCUACGUAAGAUACUCAAACGGAAGCGUUCUAGGCUGGAGCAAACUCCUAAAGCAGACCACACCCCCAAUGACAUAUCCCCCACCGUUGAGAGGGAGCAGGGUUCGUGUUCUUCCACCCCCUCAUAUGGAGAGCUAAUUGAAGAUGAACUACUGGAGCUUGAAUUUGAUGAACCGUACACAAGUAGUGCUGAGCUGUCCUGUCCAUCACCCAGUGAAGAUAAUGAGCAAAUUCGUACUAACAAUGAAGUUGAGUCUGUCACGAGUGAUAGCGCUGAAAGUCAAGACACUAAGACAAACCAAAAUGGAGGUUUCGAUACUGAUGUUGUUGUACAGUCUGCCCCUGUUGAUGAGAAUAAACUAGCUACUGACACUGCUAACACUGCAUAUGAUCAAAGAAUUGAAGAUGAAAACAACACACACUGUGAUGAGAUUGAAAGCACUGUUUGCAAAGAAACCAACACUGAUGAACUUGAGAACCCAAAGACUCCUAGUGAUAGUGAAGAAGAAGAGCUGGAAGAUGGGGAGAUUGAUGAUCCAGAGGAGAUAACAGAACGAGACUCUGCAAUGGACCAUGAAACUAACGAGAAGCACAAAACCCCACAAGAUCCAAGAAAGGUCACUCAUCAACCAAGAGAGCAUAACUCCCGACCCACCCCCCUGGAGCUGUCUGACAGACCCAACAGACACUCGCCCCUUCCCAGGAGACAAGAGCAUCGUUCACGAAAGAGAUUGGACCGUUCAUCAAGAAAGCUGACUGUUCGAAGAGAGCGUGAUGACAUGAGGUCCAGUAGGCAUGGUGACAGCGAUGUGUACUCAAGGAGAGAGAAGAACAAACGUUGAUGUUGUGUGUAUCAUCAUAAUUAUAAUUAUAUGAACCUUGUAAAUUCAUGGAUUAUUUCGUUUCAUAACAUUUUCUUUUUGGUAAAGAUCAUUCAUUCGACUGUUGAUAAAAAAUUAA
Molecule: messenger RNA, 1914 nt
Organism: Halichondria panicea
Lineage: Eukaryota; Metazoa; Porifera; Demospongiae; Suberitida; Halichondriidae
Product: splicing regulatory glutamine/lysine-rich protein 1-like
Exons: 4
Coding region: 36-1796 (586 amino acids)
Source: RefSeq, a predicted model, not a curated record